UAAGUGCGGCCGAGGCCGGGCCACCGGGUGUCCCCCCCGCCCGAUGCCAUGGACAAGGAUCGCGCCUCCGCCCGCCUGCGCGUCUUGCUGCGACACCUCGGCGGCCGCUCGGCCGGGGCCAUCAUAGCACACCACACUUCAGGGACUGUUUCUCCUGCCAGUUUCCAUCCUCAACAAUUCCAGUAUACUCGGGAUAAUAAUGUUCUAAGCCUAGAACAGAGAAAAUUUUAUGAAGAAAAUGGAUUUCUUGUCAUUAAAAAUUUGGUGUCUGAUGCUGAUAUUCAAUAUUUUAGGGAUGAGUUUGAAAGAAUCUGCAGAAUGGAGGUGAAACCACCGGGAUUGAUGGUGAUGAGAGAUGUGACCAUUUCAAAAUCUGAGUAUGUGCCGAGUGAGAAAGCGAUUACCAAGGUCCAAGACUUCCAGGAAGAUAAGGAACUCUUCAGAUACUGCACCCUCCCUGAGAUUCUGAAAUAUGUGGAGUGCUUCACUGGACCCAAUAUUAUGGCCAUGCAUACCAUGCUGAUAAACAAACCUCCAGAUUCUGGCAAGAAGACAUCCCGUCACCCCCUGCACCAGGACCUGCACUACUUCCCCUUCAGGCCCAGCGAUAGCAUCGUCUGUGCCUGGACAGCCAUGGAGCACAUUGACCGGAACAACGGCUGUCUGGUUGUGCUUCCAGGGACACACAAAGGCCCCUUGAAAACACACGGUUAUCCCCAGUGGGAGGGAGGGGUUAACAUCAUGUUCCACGGGAUCGAGGACUAUGACAAAAAUAAUGACCGGGUGCACGUCGUGAUGGAGAAAGGAGACACCGUUUUCUUUCAUCCUUUGCUCAUCCAUGGAUCCGGUCGCAACAAAAGUCAAGGGUUCCGGAAGGCCAUUUCCUGCCAUUUUGCGGAUGCCAACUGCCACUACAUCGAUGUGAAGGGUACCAGUCAAGAAAACAUUGGAGAGGAAGUUUUAGAGGUAGCCAGUAAAAUCCAUGGAGUGAAAGACGUCAGCCUGAAGGAUGUUUGGCGAUUUCGAGCACGCGUCGUGAAAGGAGAAAGAAUCAACCUUUGAAACAGCCCUUUGCUCGAACUCUUUUCAAGAAAACCAGGAUGGAACAAGGUCUCGGAGGGAAACCUUUUCUCAAUGAGAUGAUGUAAUCUUUUCUAUCCACUUGUUAACAAAAUCAAAGUGCACAGAUCCAGUACUUAAUUGCAUACGGGUAAUUCUGCAGCACGGUGGUGUGGCUUUAAUGGACAUAAAAUCAGUAAAAGUGAAAUAUUACUGUUUUAAGGAAAACCUGAGGUUGCAACUAAUAAAGGUGAUGCAUAAUUGAAGUCUGUUUGAUCAGUUUCUUUCAUUCAGUUAGCUCUUUACCCAAGCAGGGAUUAAUGUUCUGAAACGCAAAGCCCACCACCUCCCAAUUUUGUGUUGUGAGAGAUUUCUUUUCACAUCUGGAACAAUGAAUAUUAGAGGUACAGUUAGUGGAGGGCCUAAGAAGGGCAUCAGGGAGUAAAAAUGUGGGUGGAGACUCACGUUCUGACACAGGAUUUCCUUCCAUGGCCUCUCCAGCCCAACCAACCUCCUUAAAGACUGGAUCUUUCCAAGUCUUUUUCUCUAAAGAGAGAAGACCAGGGUCACUUUCCCUGCCAAUUCAUAAUGGGCAGGGCAGCAUUUACGAAUGAAAUCUAACCUCUUUCAAGGUCUUAGAAAAUGGUUAGAUACUUUUUUUUUUUAACAUCUUUAUUGAUGUAUAAUUGCUUUACAAAAAAAAUGGUGUGUUCGUUUCUGCUUUAUAACAAUAGCCAGGACAUGGAAGCAACCUAAGUGUCCAUCAUCAGAUGAAUGGAUAAAGAAGAUGU
Molecule: messenger RNA, 1850 nt
Organism: Kogia breviceps (pygmy sperm whale)
Lineage: Eukaryota; Metazoa; Chordata; Mammalia; Artiodactyla; Physeteridae
Gene: PHYH
Product: phytanoyl-CoA 2-hydroxylase
Biological process (GO): fatty acid alpha-oxidation
Molecular function (GO): phytanoyl-CoA dioxygenase activity
Source: RefSeq, a predicted model, not a curated record